Molecule: messenger RNA, 1158 nt
Organism: Sesamum indicum (sesame)
Lineage: Eukaryota; Viridiplantae; Streptophyta; Magnoliopsida; Lamiales; Pedaliaceae
Product: E3 ubiquitin-protein ligase APD2
Biological process (GO): protein ubiquitination; cell cycle
Molecular function (GO): ubiquitin protein ligase activity
Source: RefSeq, a predicted model, not a curated record
CGUUUGAUAUCAACAACACUGACGAAUAAUACUAUGUUUCCUCCUUGCACACGCAAAGAACACUAACAUUGUUAGAAAUCCGACACAACACUUUCCUCCUCCACUCUCUUUUCCAUUAACUCCUUUCAUUCUCUCCGUCCACCUUUAAAAUUUCCCCCUCCUCCAAACCUUUUCCUGCCGACGUAAACCCUUCCACCCGAAUUGAAAUUAGGCACGGAUUUGCAACUGAAGCAAACACAGCUUCCAUCCGUCGCGGUUGCGACUCACGGGUCAUGAUCACGAGAAAUUAGUCGGCAGCACGUCUGGAGCUUAGCAGAACGUCGGGGGAGAGUAGUCGGAAGAACAUAAAAUAUGACUAGUGAUUCUGAGGAAGACGUGUGGGGAUCAACAACCGUCGAUUUCCCGACGGAUUUCGUCUUCUACGGCGCAAUCACCGUGACAUUCGUGAUGGUUGCCGUGUUGAUCGUGAAACUGAUGUGGAAUUGUGAGGGAGACGAAGGAGAAGCGUCGACGGUAACGGAGAAUAGCGGGUUGUUGUCGACGUCGUCUCCGAAGGAGGAAGUUUUUUACAGUACAUACGGCACAACUGAAGAGGAUCUAGAAUCGGGUAAAGGGAGUUGUUGUUCGUCGUCGGAUGACUUGUACGAUGGGAGGAUAUGUGUGGUAUGCUACGAUGAUGAAAGGAACUGCUUCUUCAUUCCUUGCGGCCAUUAUGUUACUUGCUACACUUGCGCCCAGAGGAUUAGUAGUGAAGACAUAAAGACUUGUCCGAUAUGCCGAUCAUUGAUCAACAAAGUGAGGAAGUUGCGUAUUUUGUAAAGCAAAUCCUCAUGAGUUUUUCGGUCUCCUGCGGUUCUUUUUGAGUGGGAGUCGGGGAAGAAUGCGGUUGGGCGGUUGGCUGCUGCUGUUUAAUGAAAGAUAUCCGUCGCCCUACAUUAUUUGUGUGAAUCCAGUGCUGUAUAUAAUCAUUAUAUAUGUUUGUACGUGACGCUGCAAUUGGAGUCUUUUAUAAGAUUCUGCUUCACAGACAAGCACAACUCUUGUCCUUUCAAAAUGUUCGAUCAUGUUAGCACUCGUGAUUUUAUUAUUACACAAGUGAAUUGUCAAGUCUCAGGCAAAAUCAAAAGGGAGCUAUUAUGAAGUUUUAUUUGGAGAUUC